AUGUCUCAACGAGAAGCCUAUCAACUGCCUUCAUCCGGUGGCUACAACCAGUUCGCCGCCGGCCACAGCGCUGGCGAUGCGUCCGGUGGCCCAACCGUACAGUAUGUCUGCGGAGAAUGUGCCGCCAAAGUCAGCUUGGGCAAGGGUGAUGCCAUCAGAUGCAGCAUGUGCGGACACAGAGUGCUUUACAAGGAGAGAACGAAGAGAAUGGUGCAAUUCGAGGCCCGAUGA
Exophiala xenobiotica is the source of this 231-nucleotide messenger RNA. RefSeq lists its product as uncharacterized. The transcript has 2 exons. The record is from RefSeq and is a predicted model, not a curated record. Lineage: Eukaryota; Fungi; Ascomycota; Eurotiomycetes; Chaetothyriales; Herpotrichiellaceae. Bases 1 to 231 code for a protein of 76 amino acids. Gene Ontology annotation, cellular component: RNA polymerase II, core complex; RNA polymerase III complex; RNA polymerase I complex. Gene Ontology annotation, molecular function: zinc ion binding; DNA binding; DNA-directed RNA polymerase activity. Gene Ontology annotation, biological process: DNA-templated transcription.